This is a messenger RNA of Colletes gigas, 2334 nucleotides long. Its product is annotated as cytochrome P450 9e2-like. Lineage: Eukaryota; Metazoa; Arthropoda; Insecta; Hymenoptera; Colletidae. The record is from RefSeq and is a predicted model, not a curated record. Gene Ontology annotation, molecular function: heme binding; iron ion binding; monooxygenase activity. The coding region runs from base 347 to 1879 and encodes 510 amino acids. The transcript has a single exon.
GAAACUAAAAUUCAGUUUCACGAUGAAGUCUUUAUCAAAAAUAAACAAAAAUAAUCUCGUCCAGAAAAAACUGAAUUUACACUAAACGAGUUGCGGUUAUCAUGUACUGAUAUUAAAAGAGGACUUUGUACCGCGUUACGUCAGUUGUUCGUUAGCAUGCGAGCUCGCGUGAUGCGAAAAUGCAUCGGCUUGUUUUCCGUUCUCCCGUCAACUUGAAUAUUCUCUACACUCGAGAAAGCAUAUUAAAACAGUGCAAUACUCGUUUGUGAAUUACACAAGAGAAGGAUAAAGUGUAAAAUAUCCUUCAAGAAACAUCGAGUGCAAGUUCGUCCAAAGAAACCUCGCCAUGGAUCCAACGACGAUAUUAGUGAUCGCGAUCGCGAUUCUCUUGCUGUAUCAUUACUCGACCAAACAGCAGAACAUCUUCAAGAAGCACGGUCUGCCCUUCAAACGAUCAAUUCCUCUGCUUGGCAGCUCUUGGUCAGCGAUGCUUCACCUCAAGCCAUUUGCAACGAUGGUUCGUGACAUCUACGACAUGGCACCCGAGGCGAAAUACGUGGGUUUCUAUCAUCGAAUGGCGCCUGUCGUUAUGAUCCGCGAUCCAGAGCUCAUAAAAUCCGUGGCGAUCAAGAACUUCGAUCGUUUCCCCGAUCAUCGAACCUUCGGGGACGGUGACGCCGAUCCUUUCUUCAGCAAAAAUCUCUUGCUGCUUCGAGGUGACAGAUGGAAAGAAGUUCGAGCGUUGUUGACGCCAGCGUUCACGUCCAGCAAAAUGAAGUCGAUGUUCGUGCUGAUGUCCGACUGCGCCGUCAACUAUGGACAGUCUCUGGCGGCGCUUCCGGCGGAUCAGAGGUCGAUCGAGAUGAAAGAUACAUUCACCAGAUACACCAACGACGUGUUCGCGAGCUGUGCCUUCGGUAUCAACGUGGAUUCCCUGGCUGAUCGGGACAACAAGUUUUACUUCUAUGGAAAGGAGGCUCUGGAUAUUCAUAGCACCGGGAUUCUCAAACUCGUUAUGUUAAUUGUAUUUCCAAGACUAUCGAGAAAACUCGGAAUAAGAUUCAUAAGGAAGGAGGUGACGGAAUUCUUCGAGGAUAUCGUGGCAGCCAAUAUCAAGGCUCGCGACGAAACAGGCGUCAGCAGACCAGAUCUGAUACAAUUGAUGAUGGAAACUAGAGGGAGACUGGAACCAGGCAAGGAACUGACCAUUGUGGACAUGACCUCCCAAGCGUUUUCGUUCUUCUUCGGUGGUUUCGAGACCACUUCGACCCUGUUGUGUUUCGCUGUUCACGAGCUGGCCGCGAAUCCAGAGCUUCAGGAAAGAUUGCAUAACGAGAUCGAUCGAGUGUUGGAGGAUUCCGAUGGCAAAGUUGCUUACGAGGCGAUCAACGGGAUGAGAUUUCUCGACGCUGUGGUGAACGAGACGCUAAGAAUGUAUCCGGUUAUACCUAUCACUGACAGACAGUGCACGAAACCGUUCGAAUUACCGCCAGCCUUGCCAGGCCUCGAGCCGUUCACCAUGAAGGAAGGUUCUCAUCUUUGGUUGCCGAUCUACGGGAUCCAGUACGACUCGAAGUACUUCGAUCGACCGGAGACGUUCGAUCCUGAUCGAUUCAUGGACAAACGGGCCAACGUGUUGAAUUCUGGCGCCUAUUUGCCUUUCGGGAUGGGACCGAGAAUAUGCAUCGGUUAUCGAUUCGCGAUUCUCGAAACGAAAGUCGCGCUGUUUCACAUUCUUGCUCGUUGCGAUUUUACCAUAUCUUCCAAAACUCAGAUACCCAUAAAACUGGGAAAAGGAGGAGCGUUUCUGAAGGCUGAGAGAGGAUUUUGGCUGCAGGUUAGAUCGAGAAAUAAUCCACUUGUGUCUGCAGUUGCUUGAACCAAAAUAAAUUGAUAUUUUGUAAUUAAUAAUAAUUUUUUAAGUCGCGUUGCUAACAAUUUUUUUAUCCAAAUGUAUAGUUUUCCUUAUUCACUGUGUUCGAUUGCCUUUAACGAUUUCUGAGAAUCGACUCAAGAGAUUUUCCAUUAGUUUUCUUGUUAAAGAAGCUGUUGUCACGCUCGUUUUCUUGGUCGAUGACUUUAGCGCUUUUCGAUACAUCCUCGUGUUUACAAACGUUCCCCCACACUGUUGCUAUUAGCAUGGUACAUACACAGACGCUGACUGAUGUCACGUUAGGCCGUGGCUGCAUUGGAAGCGAUUUCGCGCGACUUAGCGAUCACAGCUGGAGUCGCGUGAAACGGAGAGUAACAAUUACGUGCAUACGCCGCGUGUAAACGCAAUAAGCCACGUAGGAGGGGACGUGCCACAUACGGUACUCCAACCGUGGAGAUCAU